CGUCACACCCGUUGCUUAUAACCCAGGGUCGGCGCUCCUCUGAGCAUACGCACUUCCUGCUAGGCUUCUGUGAGCAGCUCCGCAGAGCUAAGCCGUUCCCGAGCCCGAGACCGAAUCCUUCCAAGAGGUUCGCCAUGGUUGAUGAGCUGGCUUUGCUUCUGCACGCGCUUAUGAUGAAGCACCGCGCCCUGACCGUGGAGAACAGCCGCCUCAUGCGUCAACUGCGGGUGCUGCUGAGUGAGAGGGCCAGUCUGCUGCGCCAGGUACGUGUACCGAACUGUCCGGUACCCUUCCCCUCGAGGUUUAAUGGCGAAAGGGAACGGCUCCCCGAGUUCAUUGUGCAGACGAUGUCUUACAUGCUUGUGAAUGAGGACCGCUUCUGCAACGACAUCUUGAAGGUGGCGUUCAUGAUCAGCCUCCUCUCCGGGAAUGCUGAGAAGUGGGUGGUGCCUUACAUCCUGAAGGAUAGCCCUAUACUGAUUGAUUAUCGGGCCUUUGUUGAUGAGAUGAAGCUGCAUUUUGGCUGGGAUGAUGACGAAGAUGAUAGUGAUGAUGAUGAUUACUACGACGAGGAUGAUUACUAGGCCACAGCCCCCUUAGGCCUAGAUGGGGAGGGCCCAGCACGCCGCCUCUUCCCCAUUCCUACCCGCCUCAGCGCUCUCCCUUUGCAUUGCCGUCCUCUUCCCUGCCAGUCUGGCUCUCCGUCAUCCCGUUUAGUGCUUGUCUUUGUUCCAGUUACCUGCUGAGUUGGGCCUGGGCCUUGUUCAGAAGCUCACAGUGUUCAGCUGUGAUUAAUCCAGGCACCCUUCUAAUCCGAACUGUGUUUUGAGCUCCAGCCGUUGUCCAGACUUGUUUUAGAACUGGUCAGACCACCUGCAUUCCUGGCGCUGACAUCAUCAGAGCCUCCAGCCAUCAUCCAGCUGCCCAGAAGCAGAUGCCUGUCAUCUCACUGCCACCACCCGUCACAUCUCAUCUGCAGCCAUGGACUUUUCAAGAUAAGGACCAAUCAGAAGAUGGCGGAUCUGGCUACACCAUUUCAGACUCUGAUUUGGACAGAUCACCAACCCUUGAAAGGGGCCAGUCUUAGAACCUGGUUAGUGUUUAUCUACUCCUAGGUUCCUUCACUGCCUGACCAGAUUACUGCAGGAGCCUGAUGUGUCUGCUGGACAGUUAAAAUGUUGGCAUUUUUUUUUUCUCAUGCGUCAGUUUUGCACAGAUGUCAUUUUUCUUUCAUGAUUGCAGGAGUCUCACAAUUGUGUACAUGUGGACAGAGUAGUACUAAAAUAAAGACAAAGGAACAGGCUUUCAGCCCAGACCCUCUCUGGUACCUGGAAAAAGUAAUGUCAUUCUUUUCAAUAAAUAUCAAGCACUGCAAAGCUAAAAAA
This is a messenger RNA of Meriones unguiculatus (Mongolian gerbil), 1385 nucleotides long. It is a transcript of the gene Ldoc1, whose product is annotated as LDOC1 regulator of NFKB signaling. The coding region runs from base 135 to 584 and encodes 149 amino acids. The record is from RefSeq and is a predicted model, not a curated record. The transcript has a single exon. NCBI's taxonomy places the organism in Eukaryota, Metazoa, Chordata, Mammalia, Rodentia, Muridae.